AUGGGUAGAGGGAGAGUUGAACUGAAGAGGAUAGAGAACAAGAUCAAUCGCCAGGUUACUUUCUCAAAAAGAAGAAAUGGUUUGCUCAAGAAAGCUUAUGAGCUCUCAGUUCUCUGUGAUGCUGAGGUUGCCCUCAUCAUUUUCUCAAGCCGUGGCAAGCUCUAUGAAUUUGGAAGUGCUGGUAUCAACAAAACUAUUGAACGAUACCAACGCUGCUCUUUUACUCCUCAAGAUGAACAUGUUGAAUGUGAAACUCAGAGCUGGUACCAGGAGGUAUCAAAGCUAAAGGCAAAGUAUGAGUCUCUACAAAGGACUCAGAGGCACUUGCUUGGGGAAGAUCUUGGACCAUUGAGCAUAAAGGAGCUGCAGAAUCUUGAGAAACAGCUUGAAGGUGCUUUAGCACAAGCUAGGCAGAGGAAGACACAAAUUAUGAUCGAACAAAUGGAAGAGCUGCGUAGGAGGGAGCGUCAUCUUGGAGAUAUGAAUAAGCAACUUAGGCUCAAGCUUGAGGCAGAAGGGUUCAAUUUAAAAGCUAUGGAAAGCUUGUGGAGUUCAACUUCAGCUGCUGCAAACAGCAACUUUACCUUUCAGCCUUCUCAAACCAAUAACCCUAUGGAUUGCCAACCUGAGCCUUUCUUGCAAAUAGGGUACCAUCACUAUGUUCAACCUGAAGCAUCUAAUAAUGUUGCCAAGAACAUGGUUUGUGAGACCAAUAACUUCAUGCAUGGAUGGGUGCUUUGA
Molecule: messenger RNA, 741 nt
Organism: Arachis stenosperma
Lineage: Eukaryota; Viridiplantae; Streptophyta; Magnoliopsida; Fabales; Fabaceae
Product: agamous-like MADS-box protein MADS3
Exons: 8
Coding region: 1-741 (246 amino acids)
Biological process (GO): positive regulation of transcription by RNA polymerase II
Cellular component (GO): nucleus
Molecular function (GO): RNA polymerase II cis-regulatory region sequence-specific DNA binding; protein dimerization activity; DNA-binding transcription factor activity, RNA polymerase II-specific
Source: RefSeq, a predicted model, not a curated record